UCGGUUUGGCAGUCAUCCUUACAUCACUCUUUCCGUACGGACCCUAUUCGACUGGACUGUACUUCGUGUCGUUCGUCUUCUGAGUGUUUUGUCUCGUGUGUCCUAAGUUAUAUAAUUUAAGAAGAUAUGCAACCGAUCGAGCAUAGUGACUCAUUUAUGGCCCUCGGAGAUCACCGCGUCAUCCCUCGAGUGGAUGUCGUUUACCUGACCUACAAUGCCAAAAGAUCACAACCGUCGAUCUCGUUGGACAAUGUUUGUACUAUUAGUUUGUACGAGCUGAAGAAGGAUCGACUGACGAAAAAGAACCUAAGGCUUUCGAUGAGCGUCGAUGCUUAUAAACAUUACACUUGGUACAACACGGUCCUCUCGAACCAGCUGAAAAAGGACGGCGGACCGAUGCUGCUGCGGACCUUCCACUGGUACAUUGAAUCGUCGAACGUGGACGCCUUCAUGGUGGACGAUGAACUGUACGAAGCCGUUUCGCUGAUUAUCGAGGCGGAUGUGGAGCACUGGUACUGCGCCCGGCCCGGGUGGAACAUUUCCGGCAGCCGGGUUCGGCUGCGGAACAACAAAUGGGAGCACGACUUUGCCGCGAAGGCUAAAGAGCGGAUAGUGGACUGUUUGGUGCCGGCGAGCCCACCGGCCAACAUGCGCAAACAGAACCGGCGGGUUCGCCCCAAAAGCAUUUCACUGUGUACGAUCAACGAAGAGUGACGGCGGAGGCGAAAUGAAACGACUACACUGCUACUUCUUUCUGUUGUGAUCCAUGUUCUUCUCUCCGAUGAAGAGUUUUAUUUUUAUAUUCAACUUUCUGCUUGUCAAGACAUUGUAACAUUUCUCAUGUCGAUUUAUUUAUGUUGCACAAACAAUUAUAAUUAAU
Molecule: messenger RNA, 880 nt
Organism: Ochlerotatus camptorhynchus
Lineage: Eukaryota; Metazoa; Arthropoda; Insecta; Diptera; Culicidae
Exons: 3
Coding region: 127-714 (195 amino acids)
Source: RefSeq, a predicted model, not a curated record